CCCGCCCCCGAGCGUGCUGAGGCUCCUACUGCUCUGUCUCUAUGGAAACCGCUACUGCUUUCCUGUGGCCUCAAACAGAAUGGCGGCUGGGGAGUCAGGUGGCUUCUACUUCAGAUUCCUGCCUCAGAGAACUUUCUCAUCCCUGAGCACCCGGGAGAUCACCAGUCGGCUCCGCCAGUGGUCCAUGCUGGGCAGAAUCCAGGCGCAGGCAUUCAGCUUCGACCAGACGUUCCAGCCCUACCAGAAGGAUGAUUUCGUCAUGGCUUUUUUCAAAGACCCAAAUAUUAUUCCAAAUUUGCAGUUACUUUCAGAUUCUUCUGGACAGUGGACCACAUUAGGAACUGAGGUGAAGAAAAUUGAAGCUAUAAAUGUCCCAUGCACUCAGCUUUCAAUGUCAUUUUUCCAGCGGUUAUACAGUGAAAAUAUUGUUCGAGAGAGUGGACACAUUGUCAAGUGCUUAGAUUCUUUCUGCGAUCCAUUUCUCAUUUCAGAUGAACUGAGAAAGGUUUUGCUCAUGGAAGACUCUGAAAAAUAUGAAGUCUUCAGCCUACUGGAAAGGGAAGAGUUCCUGUUCCGUCUUUUUAAGCAUCUCUGCCUUGGAGGCUCCCUUUGUCAGUAUGAAGAUAUGAUUAAGCCGUAUCUGGAGACAGCAAAGCUGCUCUACAAGGAUCUGGUGAGUGUUCGGAAACAUCCUCGAACCAAGGAAAUACAAAUUACCUCUUCCGUCUUUAAAGUGAAGGCCUACGACUCUGCUGGCUUAUGCUACCCUUCAGCUAAGGAGCAUGAGCAGACGUUCUCCUACUUGGUCGUGGAUCCCAUCAAGCGUCACGUGAACGUCUUAUACCAUUGCUACGGUGUGGGGGACAUGGCUUAGUUUGGUUUGCACCAUCUGUUGUGUCCCUCGUCAGCACUGAUAGACGGACAGAUGUGAUCUUGCAGAUCUGUCGGAAGCAGCUGCAAAGACUAUGUCAAGUUGAAGAAAGCAAACACUAAAGUGCCUUUCUCUUCGUUAGCCUAGCACACUCACACAAGAACCCUGGUGGAGCCUGUACAAGGCAGAAUGUCACAGUUUAUGUUUGUUCUAUCAAGCUGUAGCCAGUCUCAAUUUCCUAUUUUUAAAAAUUGUUUGGGAGGCAAAGGCAGGCAGAUCUCUGUGAGUUCACAGCCAGCCUGGUCUACAGAACUAGUUCCAGGACAGUCAGGGCUACACAAAGAAACCCUGUCUCAGUAAAACAAAUUAAUCAAUUAAUUAGUUAGUUAACUUAAAAAAUUGGUUUUAAUGUUUGAGGAAGUAUCUCAUGUGAGCUUUGAACUCCCUAUGCAACUGAAGCUGGUCUUGAACUCCUGAUCCUCUUUAUGUCAGGAUGAAAGCGUGUAUACCAGGCCUUGCUCUAUGUGCUUUGUUUGGGGAACUAAUUAAUUCUGGUUUAGAAUUGAAACAUUAGACAUCACCACCACCAGUCAUUAAUGUGAAUUAAAACAAUUUUUAAACU
Messenger RNA from Myodes glareolus (Bank vole), 1493 nucleotides. It is a transcript of the gene Cfap300, whose product is annotated as cilia and flagella associated protein 300. The record is from RefSeq and is a predicted model, not a curated record. NCBI's taxonomy places the organism in Eukaryota, Metazoa, Chordata, Mammalia, Rodentia, Cricetidae.